CGACUGGAACACGGCUUCGGCCAAUUCUGGACUUAUUCUUGUAGGCCCACCGUCCCGUGCCGCCCGGCCGGGUCCCAGUCAAGGCAAGCUCCAGCAGGGCCAUCCGACUCUCUCUCUCCCCCCCCCUCUCUCUCUCCUCGUACAGAGCAGGCACGCGCGGAGAAACGAAGUACAAAAAUGUCGGGCGCACUCAAAUCGCUCAUCAACGGCGCCAAGGCAUUGGCCAUUGGCCGCUCGGGCAGCAAGGCAAGAAUCGACGAGUUGUUCCCCAAGGUGAACAAGGCUGUCGACGGCGAGGACUGCGACCGUGACUGUGAAAGCUGCUCGGUGCAGUACCCGAGGGGGUUCAAGAUCGACGAGAGCGACGACCUGUAUGGCUUUGUCAAGGGCUGGAGCACCCACGUGCUAGUGGCGACGGGCAAGACGGACUGGGUGCGCGAUGUGGCGAACGAGAAGGGCAGCGUCAUGCAGGCCAUUGCCAACACCAAGGGGCCCACGAAUGGGCGCCUCAUGCUCUCGGCCUCCAACAUGCCCACGCCGCACAACACGACCUCGUACUCAGAACCGACCACCGUCCUCCUUCUCCCAGCCUUCGUCCUCAUCGACAACGUCACGCCGGCCACGGUGCCCACUCUCAUCGACUCCAUCGUCUCCCAGGCGCCCACGACCACCAGCCCGCUCCGGCCCUUCAGCCUGCCGCGCUCCCUGCCGGCCCCGCUACCGGAGAGCACGCCGGCGGCGAUCCGGGACCUGACGACGCGGCCGUGCCCGCACCGGGCGCUGAUCCUGCUGUGCAGCCAGAAGACGCGCGACGCCCGCUGCGGCCAGUCGGCGCCGCUGCUGCGCAAGGAGUUCCAGCGGCACCUGCAGCCGCUCGGGCUCUACCGCGACCUCGACGACGAGCGGCCCGGCGGCGUGGGCAUCUACUUCAUCAGCCACGUGGGCGGGCACAAGUACAGCGCCAACGUCAUCAUCUAUCGGAGGGCUCGGUUCGACGAGGAAGGACCGGGAGGGCAGAAGAAGAAAGAAGAAGAAGAAGAAGAAGAAGAAGAAGAAGAAGAAGAAGAAGAAGAAGAAGAAGAAGAAGAAGAAGAAGAAAAGAACAAAGAAAAAGACGGGAAGAGCGAGAACAAAGAGGGACGAGAACAGGAAGAGGGCGACCUCGGGGCGGCGCAGUGCAUCUGGCUUGCGAGGGUACGGCCGGAGGAUUGUGAGGGGAUCGUCAAGUUCACGGUGCUGCAGGGGAAGGUGGUGAAGCCCGAGAGGCAAUUGCGGGGCGGGUUUGAUCGGGAAAAGGGUCUGUUGAGCUGGUAGUUUACCUUAAAUCAUGAUAUCAUGACCGAUAACUAAGGUACCUCACUGCAUCUUCCGUUGUAGUUCAGCUCAAGUUGCUCAGACAGGCAAAUUGGCUGGAGAGGCUUGCUUCUCUUCGUCUCUCGUUUCUGCUUCUCUCUUGUUUUUUAC
Messenger RNA from Thermothelomyces thermophilus ATCC 42464, 1464 nucleotides. RefSeq lists its product as uncharacterized. The record is from RefSeq and is a predicted model, not a curated record. The coding region runs from base 178 to 1314 and encodes 378 amino acids. The transcript is spliced from 2 exons. NCBI's taxonomy places the organism in Eukaryota, Fungi, Ascomycota, Sordariomycetes, Sordariales, Chaetomiaceae.